GGCCCGGAGAGAUGCAGCCGGUCCCCGGGCGGCGGUGGCAGAAGGUGCUGUACGAGCGACAGCCCUUCCCCGAUAACUACGUGGACCAGCGGUUCCUGGAGGAACUGCGGAAGAACGUGCACGCCCGCCGGUACCGGUACCGGGCCGUCGUCUUCCAGUCGGGCGCGGUGGUGCAGCAGCUCUGCAGCGUCUGCGUCUUUGUCGUCACCUGGUGGUACAUGGACGCCGGGAUGCUGAGUCCGCAGGGACUUUUCGGGGCGGCCCUGGUCUCCUCCCUGCUCGGCUACAUCCUCUUCGACGCCGUGGAUGGCGGGGCUGGGCGGCAGGAGAGCGGGCGGACACGGUGGGCGGACCUGAAGAGCACCUUGGUGUUCGCCGCCUUCACCUACGGCUUCUCGCCGGUGCUGAAGACGCUGACGGAGUCCAUCAGCACGGACACCAUCUACGCCAUGUCGGCCCUCAUGCUCCUCGGUCACCUCAUCUUCUUUGACUACGGUGCCAACGCCGCCAUCGUCUCCAGCACGCUGUCCCUCAACAUGGCCAUCUUUGCCUCCGUCUGCCUGGCCUCCCGCCUGCCUCGUUCCCUCCACGCCUUCGUCAUGGUCACCUUCGCCAUGCAGAUCUUCGCCCUCUGGCCCAUGCUGCAGAAGAAGCUGAAAGCCCAGACACCCCGAUGCUAUGUGGGGGUGACGGUGCUCUUCGCAUUGGCAGCGUUGGGGGGGCUGGCCACUGUCUCCAGUGUGGGCGCUGUGCUCUUCGCCUCGCUGCUGGUCGCCAUCUCCUGCCUCUGCCCUUACUGCCUCAUCCGCCUUCAGCAGCUCAAGGACAACAUCCACGGACCAUGGGAUGAGGCUGAAAUCAAGGAGGACCUCUCCAGGUUCCUCAUGUAGGCUGGCCUAGGGGGAGAAGGGACCUUCUGCUGUGAGCCACACAAAGAACCUUGCUGGGGGACAGCCCUGGGGGGAGGACACCAGCCUAAUAAAACCUUUCAUGCAGCAAUGAGGACCACGUUUGUGUUACCCUCAGCAUCUAUUUCCAGACCUGACCUGCUUGGUUUUGGAAAAGGAAUGAGCUGAACCCCACACAUGGCUAGCCUGAGCAGCAGCUUGGGGCACAGGCGAGUGGGGUAGUGCAUGCUCUGGCCAUGCAGACCCAUACCUGGGUUUGGGGGGGUGUGCAUCCCCUGAGCAGAAACACCACAUGGAAACGCACAUCUGGCUCAGAUGGGCCCCACGACAUUCCCAUGAAGGUCCUCAGCCUCAGGGACCUCGAUGUGUGUGAUGGCAACUGACAGCACUUGCCUGGGUGGCCUGGAGGGGAAGGGGGCUGGGUGAGGGUCUCUGCGGGCAGGAUGGAGGUGUGGGGUGGUGGGUGCUGCAGGACCAAGCAGGGCUGAACACGAGGGCACCUGGGAUGGGUGCAGUGCAGAGCCCUGCACCCUGCUGGUCACUGAUGCCAGAAUAGUCUCAUGACACUGCCAGGUACCACAUCACCCAAAAUCCUUUAGGAGAGGUGGGGGUGAGGGGACAAGACACCUUCCUCCCCUUUCUAACCCCCUCCCAGAGGUGGAUCUGGCCUCGCUGCAGGGCCAGACCCCGAGCCUGAGGGAUGGAGCUCAGCAUAGACUCAGCACGGUCCCUGGCUGGGAAGAUGCCAGGCCGCUGGGACUGCGGCGGGGCCCGUCGAGGUCCUGUCUGGUGGCCAUCUGUCCAGCGGCAGUCUGUCCAGCACCGCACGCACUGCAACAGAGGGCGCUCCCAGCAAACAAGUCCCGCUGGAGGCCAGGCCAGGCUGAGCGCUGGGAGGGCUUCCCCCUUCCCAGGCACCUUCCCUUUCCCUCGACAGCCCAGGGAGCUGAGCCUGCCAGAGCCCGCACCACGAGAGGGAACGGGUGCACGUACCUGCCCCAGCCCCACCUUGCAGGGAUGCUUUUGGCACUACCCGGGUUUUAUGGAAUCCAAUACUGCAGAAGUACAACUUUGUGCUUGAUUUACCCCAUCCCUUUGAGCGUCCGUCUGUGUCUCUCCCCAGCGCGCGGGCGCUUGCUGUGCACUCCUUGGGCAUUCUCAGAAAUGAGCAACCCCCAGUGGAGUCCCCAACACCUCCAGUGCCUUGUC
Messenger RNA from Athene cunicularia (burrowing owl), 2117 nucleotides. RefSeq names its product phosphatidylinositol glycan anchor biosynthesis class C (gene PIGC). Gene Ontology annotation, cellular component: membrane; glycosylphosphatidylinositol-N-acetylglucosaminyltransferase (GPI-GnT) complex. Gene Ontology annotation, biological process: GPI anchor biosynthetic process. The transcript is spliced from 4 exons. The record is from RefSeq and is a predicted model, not a curated record. Bases 12 to 890 code for a protein of 292 amino acids. Lineage: Eukaryota; Metazoa; Chordata; Aves; Strigiformes; Strigidae.